This is a messenger RNA of Agrilus planipennis (emerald ash borer), 2128 nucleotides long. RefSeq names its product major facilitator superfamily domain-containing protein 6. Gene Ontology annotation, cellular component: membrane. NCBI's taxonomy places the organism in Eukaryota, Metazoa, Arthropoda, Insecta, Coleoptera, Buprestidae. Bases 437 to 2002 code for a protein of 521 amino acids. The record is from RefSeq and is a predicted model, not a curated record. The transcript is spliced from 7 exons.
CAUUUACAACGGCGAUAGAAAGUUCAGCGUAGAUGUUAGUGUUGCAAUAAACUUGUUUAAAAAUAGCUUUUGAUUAUGCUGAACAUAUUAAUUUAUGCGAGCCAGGCCUUCUGUAAUACUUGUGUAGCGAACAAACUAUAAAAUUAUUCAAAUGGAACCAUAGCAUUUUCUUGUUUUAGAAAUAAUUGCGAAGUUGUCGUUAGUAUCUACGCUUUUUUACUUAUUUCACUUAUCUUUCGUAAGUACAGUUUUCAUUGUUUGCAAGCGAACGAAAAGAUAAGUAUGCCACAAAGUUUAACGAACUCCUCACAGUAUGAACUUGGCAUUGGGAAUAUUUUAUUAUCUCCUUUUCUUCAAAUAAUCAUGUGAUUUUAGCCAGAUAUUUUACCAGUAAAUAUUCAAAUCAUUUAAUGUUUCUCUUUAUCAAAUAAAAAGUAUGAAACUCAACAAAGAAUUGUUGCCAAUCAAGGCGCACUUUUUCUUCUUCAUGGCCGCAAUGGGCCCCAUUCUUCCCCAGUUACCGGUUUAUGGCAAAGAAUUGGGCAUCUCUUCGGUUGUAAUGGGAACAGUAUCGGGAAUUUUGCCCAUUCUGUUUCUCUUAGCCAAACCAGUAUUUGGGAUAAUCGUGGAUGUUUUUAGAAGCCACCGGAAAUCCAUUUUUAUGGUUUUAAUCGCCGCCAUGAGUACAUCUUUCGCUUUUUUAUAUGCGUUACCAAAUAAAUUUGGCAUUUUAGAUUUUAAAAUUGACAAUAUAACUUGUAGGGAAUAUUUACGUGUUUGUGACGAUUCGAACAUUUCCUGCAAAAAUUCCAUCAAAAAUGUGACAUGUGUUUUAACAUGUCCCGAUAAUUCAAUGAGUAACAGAUCCUUUAAAGGGUUAGCAUACUUGAAGGACGAAGAAGAUGAUUUUACAAUAUGCAAAGAAACUUUUAUCGACAUAGAUUGCUCAAAAGACUGCAAAUUGCGAUGCCAACAGAAUAGCGAAAUCGAUGCACCUUGUUUCUACAAUUCAUCAACCUUCUGGGGUUUCAUUUUGCUGAUGUCCCUUGGCAAUAUUUGCUAUAACGUUGCCAAUUCCAUAAGCGACGCCGUUUGUUUUGAUGUAAUUGGGGACACAUACGACUAUGGUAAACAGAGGGUAUGGGGUGCUAUUGGUUUCGGAUUGACGGCUCUUUUGGGGGGGUACCUCGUAGAUUGGUGGUCUAUUGGAAGUUUUGAGACUUACACCCCAGCAUUUAUUAUUAUGGUUAGUUUUACACUCAUUGAUUUAUUUGCUUGUUCAAAAUUGAAGUUGCCGGUGAUAUCUCCUCCCAAAAACGUUUUCAAAGAUCUGUGUCGACUGCUAAGGGACAGGGACGUUGUGGUAUUCCUGAUAUUCGCAAUCUUUGCUGGAAUUAUCGAUAGUUUCAUAAUAUAUUUCCUGUUUUGGUUCCUCGAAGACUUGGCCAUCCAAAGUCAGACUGGAAAUGUCAAGCUAUUGGAAGGACUUAUUGUGGCGGCCGAAACAUUGGGGGGUGAAAUUUUAUUCUUCGCAAUAUCUGGGAAAAUAUUAUCAAAAAUAGGCUAUGCAAAUUGUUUUAGCAUAUGCUUUGUAAAUUACUCUAUCCGGUUAUUGUUGAUCUCAUUGGCGCCAAAUCCGUGGUGGAUUCUUCCCGUCGAGCUUGUGAUGCAGGGGCCAACAUACGCCCUGACAUAUACCACAAUCGUGGCUUAUGCCAAUGCCAUAUCUCCGCCUGGUAUGUCAGCCACGAUGCAAGGAAUCGCAGCAGGUUUAGACGAUGGCUUUGGGUACGCUAUUGGUUGUGUUACCGUUGGGAUCUUAUACCAAAUGGUCGGUGGCAAAACGGCUAUGAAGAUAUUUAGCGCACUUGCUUUUGUUUGUGGAGUAACCCAUUUUACUAUUCAUAGGUUUUUUAGGAGGAAGAGGGAAUCUUCGGUGAUGUCGACAAUAGAAUAUCAAACUACAGACGAAGCUAUCAAAACUGUGAUAACUUAUAGUUAGUUCGAACCUCUCAAUUAAACUAAUAAUAUUUCGCGUAUUACAAAUUGGAGUGCGCCUUUUUUUAAACAAUGUACAAAUUAACAAUUUUGUUACAAAUAAAAUUGUUUUCAGUGUAAAUAAAGUUAU